AUGAUCCGCCCACGAGCUGCGGCGGCCGUCCGGGCCUUGUCGCCGGUGCCCUGGAACUGCCCGGCGUGCCUCUCCCGCCGCCGCUAUACCGGCCAGGGGCCCGACAAAGUCGAGCCUCCCGAUCACCGAAAGCUUGGCUUGCAGCAGGAAAUCUUCAUCACCUCCGUCUACAGCCCGGGCUCGCCCAUAUUCCUCCCCAACGGAACUCGCAUCUUCAAUCGACUCGUUGACUUUCUGCGCAAGCAGUACGUCCGCUAUGGCUUCCAGGAGGUCAUUACUCCGAUAAUCUACAAAAAAUCCCUGUGGGCCAAGUCGGGCCACUUGGAGAACUACGCCGACGACAUGUACUCCGAUGAGGCCGAUGGUGAUUACGGGCUGAAGCCGAUGAACUGCCCGGGCCACUGCCUCAUCUUCAAGUCCAAGCUGCACAGCUACCGAGAUCUUCCCUUGCGAUACGCAGACUUCAGUCCCGUGCAUCGAAACGAACCCUCCGGCUCUCUGUCCGGUCUGACGCGAGUCCGCCGCUUUCACCAGGACGACGGCCACAUUUUCUGCCGGCCGUGCCAGGUCGAAGAGGAAAUCAAAAAGACACUUGACUUUGUCAAGGUUGUCUACAACGUCUUACGCCUGGGAGUGAGCUACCGAUUAGCACUAUCUACCCGCCCGAAGGACCACUUCAUCGGCACUGAGGACGAGUGGAAUCGUGCCGAGGACAGCCUGAGGCGGGCUCUCGAGGCUUCAGGCAUGGAGUGGAGCGUCAAUGACGGAGACGGGGCGUUUUACGGGCCCAAGAUCGACGUCAUCCUCAAGGACUCGGACGGCAAGGAGCACCAGACGGCGACGAUUCAGCUCGACUUCCAGCUGCCCAAGCGCUUCGAGCUCGAAUACCAGCUCGCUGAAUACGGCUCUGUGCGGCCCGUCAUGAUCCAUCGGGCCGUGCUCGGCUCGGUCGAACGGCUGAUGGCUCUUCUCAUUGAGUCAUACAACGGCAAAUGGCCCUUUUGGUUGAAUCCUAGGCAAGCCAUCAUCUUGACAGUAAACACCUCACAGCCGGUGGUGGAUUGGGCUGAGCAGGUCCGCGACAUGCUUGUCGGAAUCCAGCUAGACGUGGACUCUACGCCAAGGUCACUGGGCUCCAAAAUCAGAGAGGCACGGACGAACGGAUACAGCCAGCUUCUGGUUGUGGGGGAACAGGAUGUAGAGAACAGGCAAGUCAGUCUGGGCAGGGAGCGGCUGAGCCCUGCGGAGAUGCUUGAGAGAAUGCGCGACAUGACAGACAAGUUCCAAUAG
Hirsutella rhossiliensis is the source of this 1290-nucleotide messenger RNA. RefSeq names its product tRNA synthetase class II core domain-containing protein. Gene Ontology annotation, biological process: threonyl-tRNA aminoacylation. Gene Ontology annotation, molecular function: threonine-tRNA ligase activity; ATP binding. The transcript is spliced from 4 exons. Gene Ontology annotation, cellular component: cytoplasm. The record is from RefSeq and is a predicted model, not a curated record. The coding region runs from base 1 to 1290 and encodes 429 amino acids. NCBI's taxonomy places the organism in Eukaryota, Fungi, Ascomycota, Sordariomycetes, Hypocreales, Ophiocordycipitaceae.